GACAGCUGUGUUCAAUCAGAAACCACUUACAACUCCGGGCUGAAGAGAAGGGGGAAAGUUUAGCGUGUAGUGGGGCAGAAAGGUCUGUGUCUUUCUCGAGCGUUCUCUUGUUCCAAGGGGCCCCAUCCUGUGGAUUCUUUGGAAGCGCCCUGAAUCGUUUCUCCGGAGCUGGUCUCUUCAGGUAGGUGCCUUCCAACAAAGCUGAGGAGAAAGGUAGCUCAGAACAUCGGAGGCAUUGCUGGGGUUAAUAUUUCACAUGGACUUUUGGCAGUUUGGAAAUGCAAAGUGAUUGCUACCUUCUAUCUGCAGUCGGGGCAAUUGAGUGCUCUGCAACGUUAGCGAAUCUUUUAAAGCAAUGAAAACCAACCUGGCUAUUUUCGGAGUAUUUGCAUCAUGAUUUUGGGUUUACAAAUUCCUGAAUAAAAAUGGCUGUCUACAGCAAAAUAUGCAAAAAGGAAAAAGCGAGGAAAGGGAGUGAAAGUUAAGUCUUAAACACAACUUCCGUGUAUUAAAACCUGGCGGAAUAAUCUAGCCUGAAAAGUACAGUCAUGAAUUCUGGAGUUGUCUUGAAAUAUGGAAAUGACUCCUCUGCGGAGCUGACUGAGCUCCAUUUAGCAGCCCUGGCAUCUCUGAAAGGAGACAUAGUGGAACUUAAUAAUCGUCUACAGCAAACAGAAAAGGAAAGAGACCUCUUGGAAAAGAAAUUGGCAAAGGCACAGAGAGAACAAUCCCAUCUCAUGAAAGAACAUGAAGAUGUUCAGGAACAAAUGACAAUGCGCUAUGAGGAAAGAAUCACAGAACUCCACAGUAUCAUUGCUGAGCUAAAUAAGAAGAUUGACCACCUACAAGGAACAGCAAUCAGGGAAGAAGAUGAGUACUCAGAGUUACCAUCAGAGCUCAGUCAAAGUCAACAAGAAAAUGAGGAUUCUCAAAGCUUGGAUCAAGACCAAACAUCUGUCUCCAUUCCUGAGAAUCAAUCUACCAUGGUUACUGCUGACAUGGAUAAUUGCAGUGAUCUCAACUCAGAACUGCAAAGAGUACUGACUGGGCUGGAGAAUGUCGUCUGUGGGAGAAAGAAGAGUAGCUGUGGUCUCUCUGUGGCUGAAGUGGACAGACAUAUUGAGCAGCUCACCACUGCAAGUGAACACUGUGAUUUGGCUAUUAAGACAGUUGAAGAGAUUGAGGGAGUAUUAGGUCGGAAUCUCUAUCCCAAUUUGGCUGAGGAGAGAUCUAGAUGUGAAAAAGAGCUUGCUGGUCUAAGAGAAGAGAAUGAAAGCCUGACUGCCAUGCUGUGUGGCAAAGAGGAAGAACUCAACAGGACCAAAGCCACCAUGAAUGCUAUCCGGGAAGAGAGAGACAGACUACGAAGAAGGGUUCGAGAACUACAAACACGCUUACAAAGUGUCCAGGCAUCAGGGCCCUCCAGUCCAAAUCGUCUUACCUCUGCUAACCGACCAAUUAAUCCCAGCACUGGAGAGCUGAGCACCAGCAGUAGCAGCAAUGACAUCCCCAUUGCCAAGAUUGCUGAGAGAGUGAAGCUGUCAAAAACAAGGUCAGAGUCUUCCUCAUCUGAUCGGCCUGUCCUAGGAUCAGAAAUCAGCAGUAUAGGGGUAUCUGGCAGUGUGGCAGAGCACCUGGCCCACUCUCUGCAGGACUGUUCCAAUAUCCAGGAGAUUUUCCAGACCCUCUAUUCACAUGGAUCUGCCAUCUCAGAAAGUAAAAUUCGAGAAUUUGAAGUAGAGACAGAGAGAUUGAACAGUCGAAUAGAACACCUGAAGUCCCAGAAUGAUCUGCUGACCAUAACACUGGAAGAGUGCAAAAGCAAUGCUGAGAGGAUGAGCAUGCUCGUGGGGAAAUAUGAGUCCAAUGCCACAGCUUUGAGACUUGCAUUGCAAUAUAGUGAGCAAUGCAUAGAAGCCUAUGAACUCCUGUUGGCACUAGCAGAAAGUGAGCAGUCUCUUAUCCUUGGACAGUUCCGAGCAGCAGGUGUGGGAUCUGUUGGGGACCAAACAAGAGAUGAAAAUGUUACCCAGAUGCUUAAGCAUGCUCAUGAUUGCCGGAAGACAGCUGAGAAUGCCGCCAAAGCCCUGCUCAUGAAGCUGGAUGGAAGCUGUGGGGGAGCAUUUGCUGUCCCUGGUUGCAGUGUGCAGCCUUGGGAAAGCCUGUCUUCCAAUAGCCAUACCAGCACAACCAGCUCCACCGCUAGUAGCUGUGAUACGGAGUUCACCAAGGAAGACGAGCAGAGGCUAAAGGAUUAUAUUCAACAGCUCAAGAAUGACAGGGCAGCUGUCAAGCUGACCAUGUUAGAGUUGGAAAGCAUCCAUAUUGAUCCUCUUAGUUACGAUGUCAAGCCUCGAGGAGAUAGUCAAAGACUAGAUCUAGAAAAUGCUGUGCUGAUGCAGGAGCUGAUGGCAAUGAAGGAGGAGAUGGCUGAGCUGAAGGCCCAAUUAUACCUACUGGAGAAAGAGAAGAAAGCUCUUGAACUGAAGCUAAGUACUCGAGAAGCCCAGGAACAAGCAUAUUUGGUGCAUAUUGAACAUCUCAAGUCUGAGAUGGAGGAACAGAAGGAGCAAAAAAUGAGGUCACUCAGUUCUACCAGCAGUGGAAGCAAAGAAAAAUCUGGCAAGGAGUGUAUGGAUGGAGCCUCUUCUGUACUAUCACUAGCUGAGCUAAGGACAACAUUCAGCGAGAAUGAUUUGGCAGCAGAAGUUACCAAUGCACUGCGACGGGAGAAGAAACUCAAGACCAGAGUACAGGAGCUGGUAAGUGCCUUGGAAAGACUGACAAAGAGCAGUGAAAUCCGACACCAGCAGUCAGCUGAGUUUGUUAAUGAUCUGAAAAGAGCUAACAGUAACCUGGUGGCUGCAUAUGAGAAAGCAAAGAAGAAGCACCAAAAUAAACUGAAAAAGCUAGAAUCUCAAAUGAUGGCCAUGGUGGAGAGACAUGAAACCCAAGUGAGGAUGCUCAAGCAAAGAAUAGCUCUGCUGGAGGAGGAAAACUCAAGGCCCCACACCAAUGAGACCUCACUUUAAAAGGCACCAAAAUUUUGCCCACAGAAGCUAAACUGGAGAAGACCAGUACCUGCCAGGAUCUACCAAAGGAAGACUGGCAGGUAGGGCCAGUAUCUGUCAAGUUGACCUUCACUCAUGGGCAUGGCCUUGUCAGGUCCUCUUUGAGAGCUUCCCGAGAGACAGUGGUGGUUGGCCAUAUAUGUACUGUGCUUAAAAGGAAUGUAGCUUACACCAAGGUCCAAAGCAGAAACUAUCAACGAUAAAUAACGUUCCUUAUGUUCAGGGUGGUUUGGCCUACCAUACCAUUUGUUAUGGUCAUUGACACCAAGAAAUUUGUUUUCAGCUCUUCCCCCCCAAAAAAAAAACCCCCACCUUUUGUAGUCUUGGAGAUAUUAUAUAAACUGAGUUAUUUGGUUUACAAUAAUUUCAAUGUCUUCCCUUUUUUGCCCAGACAGAGGGCCCAUUUUUUUUUCUUCCUGGCAACCCCAGUUCCCUUUGAAGUCCAGGUGUAUGUUAUGGUCUCUAGUGCCCAAGAGGUGCCUAUUGACAUGAAGGCUGCAAUUCUCUGGCAGUCCUUCACACCUGUAGUUUCUUUCACAAUUCCAGAGAGUUCUCAUUUAGGUGAGAACCUAUGUAGCCUUUCAUGUCUCUGAAAGCAGGGUUGUUAGCAUACCUCAUGUCAUUCACUUUGUGUGUUCUUUACAAGCCUAUGUCCUUUAGUGGAACAAUAUAAUAUGGAAACAACAGGAACUUGACAUAUGUCCUGCUAGCUCCUGGGGUUGAGAAAGGAAGGCUGUGUGAAACAUAGCCUUGUGAAUUGGAAUUUUAGCUCCUGCCUCACCUCUCUUCUCCACCAAACAAACAACCAAAAAAAAAUGUAAUGAGUAGCAUCCUCUUGGAACUUUGAUUGUACUAAUGCAAGCAAAAUGUAUUUUGUACAUUCCUCAAAAAAAGCAUCUCUGCACUUUUCCUGUGGAAAAAACAUACACUGGGUUGGACUAAAUACAUUUUGGCAAAAUUGUGCUAAAGGAGGCCCAUUCUUGUUAUAGCAUGUGGAAUUUGAGAGAAAAUGGAUUGUGGCCUCUUGACUCAGGGAAAGUGGAGAUUAUAUAAAAACAGGUAGGUGAGGCUAAGAGUUUCUACUCACAUCUCACACACAGUAGAUGCUUAAUAAAGGUUUUGAAUUCUUA
This is a messenger RNA of Dromiciops gliroides (monito del monte), 4201 nucleotides long. It is a transcript of the gene MCC, whose product is annotated as MCC regulator of WNT signaling pathway. Lineage: Eukaryota; Metazoa; Chordata; Mammalia; Microbiotheria; Microbiotheriidae. Bases 549 to 3032 code for a protein of 827 amino acids. The transcript has 17 exons. Gene Ontology annotation, biological process: negative regulation of canonical Wnt signaling pathway. Gene Ontology annotation, cellular component: cytoplasm. The record is from RefSeq and is a predicted model, not a curated record.